This is a messenger RNA of Rhizoctonia solani, 690 nucleotides long. RefSeq lists its product as uncharacterized. Lineage: Eukaryota; Fungi; Basidiomycota; Agaricomycetes; Cantharellales; Ceratobasidiaceae. The record is from RefSeq and is a predicted model, not a curated record. Bases 1 to 690 code for a protein of 229 amino acids. The transcript has 3 exons.
AUGGACGUCCUGCCGUCUUACACUCCUGAAGUUCUACCUGGCUAUGACCUCACGCCUGCAACGACCUGUUCGGCUCCUUUGACGCAACCCAGCUCUCCCGUGCAUUUUCUGGCUCGAGCGCAGGACCACAAGAAUUAUUGCUAUUGCUCCAAACGUAUGGAGCUGGACCUUGGGCCACGGACAUGGGGAACCAGGCUGCCUGCGUAUGGGAAAUCAGGAACAGUAGAAGGAACGGUCAAGGUGCAUUCAUUUAGGCACGUUGACAGGAUUGUUGUUCGCCUUAUAGGUAAACUACAUGCUAGCCAUAUCCUGAACCACAUACCUACGCUAUCUCAGACACAUACUAUCAUUAGCAGAGAAAUUGAGGUGUGGUCAGCCAAAGCCCCAUUGUCGAGCACAUUGGCGGAAGAGUCGCAACUCCGGUUUUCAUUUACACUUGCUAAGGCAGAACAAGGUGGUUCGGAAGCUGACUCCAUUCCACCAUCGGCUACGGUUCAGCUGAAUCGAGCAAAUGGACGAAUUGCUUAUGCUAUCAGGGUGGAUAUGUACCGAAGGGGGUUGCAUCUGCAUGAAAUGAUACAAACGGAAAUUCUGCAUCUUCCGCGAACAACCGGUCAUUACUCUCGUCCUUUCAUUCCCGAGUUGGGUAAUGAAAAGCGACCUAGUAUAUCCGAAGAAGAAUGGGAUUGA